UGUAUAAAAUUUGAAAAAUAUUUAUAUGAUAUUUAUUUGAAAAGAACUCCCUUUUUUUUGAAAAAAUCAGGUUUACAUUUAUGUAAAUUGAUUAAACUAUACAAUGUGAAGUUUUAUUAAUUUUCUUUUUAAAACAAUUCUGUUAGUAUAUACACAAUAUCUUACUAAUAGAUAUCUUACUUAAAAAAAUUAAAAACAUGGAGCAUUUCUGUUUUUCGGAGCUUUUACUUGUUUUCUAUUUUCUCAGUUUGUCUCUUUCCUCUAAUUUUGUUCCUGCUUAUUUUCUUUUUAACUAUAUAAAAGUCAAAGCUAGUUGCAGAUGUCAUCAACUCCUAAGCUUUAAACUAACCCGAUAAAAAAUAAUCAGUAUGAAAGGCUAGCAAAAACAAUAAGAAGUUGCAUCACAGAAAAUAAACUCAAAAUCGAAACUCUAAUUUGAGUAUAACAAAAUUUAGUUUAUAAGAUAUUGACUUAAGAUAGAAGUCUAGAUAGACUGUAUGCUAUGUAUGAGGAUAUACGUUAUGAUUGCAAAGUAUGUAAGUUCUCUGUUUAUAUAAAUUUUUUUUUUUUUAGAAAUAUGGACUUUAAAUCUUUUUAUAAUUUUUUUUAUAAAUAUAGUUUUCAAAAAGCAAAAAAUAAAGAAAAAAUAUAUUUCAAAUUUAAAAUCAUAAAUAUAUCAUUUUAAAAUUUCCCCUUUACAAUAUAUUAGGUGAGUUGUUUUGUUUGAGUUUGUAUUUUGAUAAGUAUUUCUUGGUUAAAUAAUUUUCAAUAUUAGUUGCUUUAUUUUUUUUAAUAAACUUGGAGUAAACUUGUUCAUUAUCUUAUUUAUACCACAUAUUCUUUUUUUUUGUGUGAUAAUUACAUAAAAUUGAAAUAUGAGCAGCAUAACUAACACACUAAAUGCAAGGGCUUAGUUCCCUUAGUUUAAUCUCAUUUUUCAUCUCAGUCAUUAAUUUUGUUGAUCUCUUGCAUGAUAUGAUAUUGUACAUUCUUUUGUAAUUUUUUGUUAGUUCUCAUUUGAAGCUUUGAGCAAUUUGUACGUAGUUGUUAUAACAUAUAGCAUAUGAUUAAUAUGAAGUCUUAAUCUUUAUAUAUAUUAGGAUUAAUGUUCUUCAAUAUUUUUAUAAAAAUACUUCUUUCAUCCUAUAUAAUUAGUCCCACAAAUGUGUACCUACAAUAAAAUUUUAAUUUAUUAAACCUUCAUUUUCAUUGAAUGUUUUCUAUUGUCUAUGUACUUAGGCUUACUUCAUUUUCUUCUCGAUUUAGAUGUUUAUCUUUGUAUAAUGUAAAAUUUGCCAUUUAUAUUUCAAUCUCUUUCUAUAUGUUUAAUUAUAUUCAGUUUUUAGUUAUCGUUGUCUUCAAUUCUUUUCAUAUUUAUAUUUUUACAUUCUUUUGGAUAUUUAUAUUGACUUUGAUUCUAUAUGUUUAAGACAUCAUCUUUUUGGAUAUUUGAAAUUUUACAUUAUUUCCAAAAUUUGUCUAAAUUUUAAUUUUAUUUAUAGAAGUUUUAUUUUAAAUAAUUAACUUAAAUAUAUAUAUUAAAUAUAUUAAUUUCUUACAGUUUCGGAGUUUUAACCUGUUAGGUAAUUCUUAUGCUUAGUUUCCAAACAUAUGUCUAAAUAUCUAUUUUUAGGAAAGGCCGAGAAAUUUAUUAAUUUUUUUCCUAAAUACUUUUUCUCAACUGUGAAAAGAGAAUAACUGUUAUCUUGCGAUCAAUAAUCAUAAAAUGUUGAUUUUAUUAUUUUAGCAUUAGGACUAACAACAUGUGUAAUCCCAAAUUUCUUUUGCUUAUGAAAAUAAUCAAACAUUGACAACGUCGUAGCAAUGGGGAGUUGAGAGGGAUCAACACUGUUCCCCGGUAAAGAUAUCAUCUAAUCCUACAAUGACAACUUAGUACAGUAUUACUAUCUAUCUAAUCACCAGCUGAAAAUAAUAUUACAGUUUUUUUACAAAUAACUCAAAGAAUAUAGGCUCAAUGAAAAUCACCAGUCCCAAAAUUGCUGCUCAUAAAAAAAAGUACAGCCUAAUCAAUAAUUCAUAUUUAUGUCAGCUUCACUAAAGGCUCAUCGCAUCCUAGAAAGAGAACCAAAAUCUAACUGAGCAAGAUCAGGGAAAUUAUGAAUCAUACAGCCUAUUGCUGUGCAUGCGACCAAUCCAUAGAGUUCGCUGAGCUUACGCUCUUCUGCAUAUACUGGUUCUCGGCGAUUGCUGCCGUUGUCAUGACAACUAUGUUUUUAUGUCUGAAAAACCACAGCGUGGAGAUGUGGUAGCUGAUUCCACCAUGCGAUCUUGCUCCCAUUCAUCAAAGGCUUUGUCACAAAGAUCAUUGUUAAAGAAGCUGAGAGUUGGUAAGACUGCCUCUUCAAGAGCUUUGAAUAGAUCUCCUUCUUCUCCCAUAUCAUACUCAGAUAUGUGACAACUCAUGGAAAGCAUUGUUCUGAAACCAAAAAAAAAAAAUAACAAUCAAAGACAACAAAUAAAAUAGAACAUAGUUUAGAUAUUUGAGACAACAAAGCUCAUAUCUUUAACCUUUUCGGGUUUAGCGCUAGACCUGAGGCGCCAGUUUCUCAAAACGGGUCAAAAGCCUGAUGUGACCAUGCAUAACAUUUUAAUCCAUGGUCUGUGCUCUGUUGGGGAGCUCGAUGAUGCGAUGAAACUCGCGGCGGAGAUGGAGCGUUGGAGCUGCGUUGCGAAUCUUGUGACUUACAACACGUUGAUGGAAGGAUGCUUUAAAGUUAGAGACAGUAAUAUCGCCACAGUGAUUUGGGGUUACAUGUAUAAGAAGUGGUGGGGAGCUGAUGUUGUAUCGUAUAAUAUUAUGCUGUCAGGGUUGUGUAUGUGCGGCAGAGUUAGGCACGCUAUUGAGUUCUUUGAUGGUGCUCGAAGCCAUGGCAUUGCCCCAACCCCAACUGUUGUCGCAUGGGACAGGGGAGAGAGUCGAGAGACGAAGCGGUUUAUAAGGAAGAAGAAAGAGGGAGGUGAAAAGAAAUCAUUAAAAGUGAGUUAAUAACACAAUUGAUUAUUUAUGGCAGAGGAGGCUUGGUAACGGAGAAUGCAUGAAGAGGAAACGGAGAAGACGAAGUUGACGGAUAGAGUAUAUCGAUGAUUCUUAUGGUCUGAAGUGGGCUUGAGGUAGGCGUAACCAUAUCCGUAUAUAUGCAGAAGGCCUGCAACAUGACAACGAAACAUGGGCCGUAAUCUGAAGUGGGUUUCAACAUGACUUAAGCUAUCCUGACGUGGUAGAACGGAGAACCCCUAUUGGACGAUUUUAAUAGAUGAUGUGGACACCUUCUCUAUUGAGUAUAUUUGGCUUUUAUUAUUGUUAGAUUUUAUAAAUUAUUAAUAAAUCUAUAAAUAAUUUAUGAGAGUUAAUUUAUUAUUAUGACAAAUAUAAGGUAUUUAUAGAAAUUUUUAAAUAUUUAACAAUAAAUUGAAGUUCCCCAGUAAUUUAAUUUCCAUCACCUAAAACAAGUUCCUAUCUUUCUGUUCCUCUCGCUUUCGUUUGUUAAGACUGGUAUAUGAUUAACUUGUUUUUAAAAUGGUCUAGAGCAUAACAAAGAAAACUUGGAUAAUUAUUUUAUUUGGGCUUAAGAAUUGUGAUGAAUUUGGGUUUACCGAAGUUAAAAGCCCAAAUACAGUUCAGGAACAUGAAGUUAAUGACAAAAAAAAAACAGGGUAGGUCUUAUGCUUCCUCUCCAAGUUUUUGCUUAUAAGUUCCGACCACUCUGCCACGCUUGUCUGAGACAAGAUUUCCACAAGACGAGAGAUUUUCUGUCUGUCGAUCAUACUUUUCAAGGUUGGAUACAGUACCUAGGCUUAAUUUUUGUAUGUGUUUUUGGUUUUAGAGUUUCAAUGCGCGCAAACUGUUAGUUCCUCUCAAGUUCUGUAUUUUUUUAACUGCUGAGUUUUGGUUUUUUCUCUAAAUAGAAAGUUUUAUGUUUAUCAAAUUGAGGGGUUUUGUUUCAGUGCAGAGACUGAUUGAUGUAUGAAUGGCACUAAGGCACUUAGGCAAGAAGGUACCUUUUCGCAUCGCUUCUCAUUUUUUUCCCAAGGAAUUUGAGCAAAACGAUUAUAGCUUUAGUUUACAUUUCAUACAUUUGAUUAACGUUUGCAUAGUUUUAUUGGUCAGGCUAUCAAAAUAUUUUUACUUUCUCCAUGCGAAUGGUUGUAAUUAUGUUUGAUGUUCGAUUCUUGGUUCUCAGCUUGCAUGUCAUAGUGAAGCAUAUCUGCAUUUGCUUGAAUGUGAUUAUACCUACGAGUAUGUGUGAAGCGUCUUUUAAUCAGCUCAUUGUCUAAGCUACUCCUAUUUCAAAUUGGUGAUUAAAGACUAAGUGAUAUAUGUUAUGAAGCAUUUGUUUCAUUUGGCAUAUAUAAAGUCUCCAUUUAUGUUUAUGGAUGUCUCGACUGAUUUAACGUGUUUACAGGGCAUUCAAGCCUCUUUUAAAAGAGGUUUGGUUCUUCUACGAGUAGCAGCAUCUACAGAGAGUCAGAUUUCCUCUACGUUUUUGAAUAGCAAUUCCGAAAGUGUCGCUUUUUCAUUCGCACGGUACAUUAAUGGUUUCGGGUUUAGCUCUCUAUCAAAUGGUGAAUCUUCCCCAAACUUAACAUCCAUAAGGUACUUUCAUGCAAGCCGAGAAACAUUGGCGAGAAGAAAAGAUGAUCCAGACCGUCCCCUGAGCCAUCGUGAACGCAAGAAACAGGCUGUGAAAACGAAAGCCAAGUUCUCAAAACGGGAUAAGAAAACUGAUAAGCCACCCGCUGAAGCUCCUUAUGUGCCUCCUCCUAGGCUGGAAAAAACGGAAAAGAGAAUGGCUGAGAAAACAGUUGAGGUAUUCGAUGGCAUGACAUUACUUGAGUUCUCCAAGCGUACUGGUGAGUCAUUGGCGGUUCUGCAGAGCAUCCUCGUCGAUGUUGGAGAAACCGUUAGUUCGGAGUUUGAUGCAAUCAGUAUCGACGUCGCCGAGCUCCUUGCAAUGGAAAUAGGAAACAAGGUAAAGAGGGAACAUACUACAGAAGGAACACAGAUCCUUCCACGGCCUCCGGUUGUAACGGUAAUGGGGCAUGUCGACCAUGGGAAAACCUCUCUGUUGGACGCUUUAAGAAACACCUCCGUGGCGGCGAAAGAAGCCGGUGGGAUCACUCAGCAUGUUGGUGCGUUCGUUGUGGGAAUGCCUGAGUCAGGAACUUCAAUCACCUUCCUAGACACGCCAGGUCACGCUGCUUUCAGCGAGAUGCGUGCUCGAGGAGCCGCUGUGACUGACAUAGUCGUCUUGGUUGUUGCUGCUGAUGAUGGUAUGAUGCCGCAGACUCUGGAGGCUAUUGCGCACGCUAGAUCGGCGAAUGUUCCCAUUGUGGUUGCGAUUAAUAAAUGCGAUAAACCGGGAGCUAACCCGGAGCGAGUCAAGAACCAGCUCGCGGCUGAGGGGAUUGAGAUUGAGGAUAUUGGAGGAAACGUUCAGGUCGUUGAGGUGUCUGCGGUCAAGAGUACAGGGCUAGACAAGUUAGAAGAAGCUCUGCUUCUUCAAGCAGUGGAUAUGGACCUUAUGGCACGUGUGGACGGACCAGCUCAAGCGUAUGUGGUGGAGGCUCGGCUAGAUAAAGGCCGUGGACCGUUAGCCACUGUUAUUGUGAAAGCCGGGACGUUGGAGAGUGGUCAACACGUGGUGAUUGGGUGUCAGUGGGGGAAACUGAGAGCAAUCAGGGACAUGGUAGGUAAGCCAACGGAGAGAGCAACACCAGCUAUGCCUGUAGAGAUUGAAGGGCUUAAGGGUGUUCCGAUGGCUGGUGACGAUGUCAUUGUGGUGGAGUCAGAGAAACGAGCGAAGAUGCUUAGUGAAGGGAGGACGAGGAAGUAUGAAAGAGAUCGGUUGUUGAAAGCGGAGGAAGAUAGAAUAGCUGAAUUAGAGAAGAGAGAAGCAGAGUCUGAAGAAGGGUUUGGUCGAGUUGAGUUGCCGAUAAUAGUGAAGUCUGACGUGCAAGGAACCGCACAGGCUGUUUCUGACGCGCUAAGAACGUUAAAUAGUCCACAGGUUUUUGUGAACAUUGUUCAAAGUGGAGUAGGAGCAAUUUUUCAGUCUGAUUUAGCCAGGGCACAAACUUGCAAUGCGUGUAUCGUUGCCUUUAACGUUAAGUGUUGUAAGAUUUCCUCAGCUUAUGCCCGCGUCAAGGUAUUCCAUCACCGUGUGAUAUACCAUUUGCUCCAAGACAUCGGGAACUUGAUCGUGGAGAAAGCACCGGGAGUAUCUGAGCUGGAGGUGGCUGGUGAAGCUGAAGUACUGAGCAUUUUCAAGGUGUUGGGAAAGAGAAGAGAAGAGGAUGGAGUGAGCAUCGCGGGUUGCAAAGUGAUGGAUGGUCGGGUCUUUAGAAGUGGGCUGAUGAGGCUGUUAAGGAGUGGAGAAGUGUUGUUUGAAGGGUCGUGUGCGUCGCUGAAACGGGAGAAACAAGACGUGGAACAGGUGGGGAAAGGGAACGAGUGUGGGCUUGUGAUGGGAGAUUGGAAUGAUUUUAGAGUCGGAGAUGUGAUUCAGUGCAUGGAGCGAGUCAUUAGGAAGCCUAAGUUCGUUUCCUCUGAGAGUGGAGCUGUGAGAAUAGAGUGCUGAUGAAUCUUUAAACACUAAUCAAUUCAAUCUUAUCUAUUGUUAGGGAUAGUACGCUGAUGAUAAAUUUUUGGUGUUACAGAAACUGUCAUAUUACACAAAUCAAAACCGACAAAACGAUCACUCGAGUUAACUUGAAAACUAUAGUUAAUUUUCUCAAACUAUUAAAAUUUAGUCAUUUAUUUUUCUGUUUUAUCUUUCUUUUAUAGUAAUAAUUUAAAAUUUUAGAAUUUUAAAUUUUGAUUAUAUAUAUUUAGUUUUUUUUUUCUUAAAACGUAGAGAUGCGGUUUGAGCGAUUGAACCAGUCGGUCAGUCAAUCAAUAGCUAGCUAUACGAGCCGGUAUUGGAUUCAACAUUCAAAACAUUGCUUAUUCUUAGGUAUUUUUCUUUCUAAAACUGAAAAUAUUUAUUUAAGAUAUAACCAACAAAACAUAGAGGUACGAGUGUACGACUAUCAGUCUAUCCUAAUGCAAUGCAGAUAUCAUUAGACCAUCAACCUCUUGUUAUUUGAGUUGGUGUAUUUAUAAUGUCGUUAAUUGUAGUUGGCUAUCUUUGAAGCACUAUACAGUCUAUACUAUUGUCGGAGUAACUGAAGUCGCGAAUCAAAUCCAAAAUAUAUUGGAGUAGCACUUUGGGCAAGCCGCAUUCUAUCGAGCAUUGGUCUUAUGGUUUAUCAAAGACAUCCAGUCCUUUUGGCAAUGUCAUUACCGGUCAAGCUUGUCUCUCGUUUUUCUAGUCUAGCUUUGUUCUACUAUCGUUAUAAUGGUCGAUUGAGCUUAGGAAGUCGCCGCCUUUUCUUCUUUUCCUUGUUGUUUAGUUUUUGGUCUCAUCUGAUUCAAAUUACCUUUGUAACUUCUGUUAAAGUUUAAAAAAAUUAAAAUUUACAGCAAAAACUAUAAUAUAUAUAGCUUUCAAUAUAUAUGAAAUUAGGAACAAUGUAUUCAAAUAAGUUAUUUUACAUAUAGUUCGACAACAUGAAUCUUUUCUCUAAAGUCUGACCGAUAUGUUAUCAGCCUGGCUCAAAUCUUCACUUGUUAUUAGGCAUCUUUGGAACACAAUCUCUAAAGUCUAAAGUGUAUUCUUCUUCCUUCCAUCUACA
Messenger RNA from Brassica napus (rape), 7695 nucleotides. Its product is annotated as translation initiation factor IF-2. Bases 4344 to 6599 code for a protein of 751 amino acids. NCBI's taxonomy places the organism in Eukaryota, Viridiplantae, Streptophyta, Magnoliopsida, Brassicales, Brassicaceae. The record is from RefSeq and is a predicted model, not a curated record. The transcript is spliced from 6 exons. Gene Ontology annotation, molecular function: translation initiation factor activity; GTPase activity; GTP binding. Gene Ontology annotation, biological process: translational initiation.